Molecule: messenger RNA, 1249 nt
Organism: Pyrus x bretschneideri (Chinese white pear)
Lineage: Eukaryota; Viridiplantae; Streptophyta; Magnoliopsida; Rosales; Rosaceae
Product: WAT1-related protein At2g39510-like
Exons: 7
Coding region: 72-1124 (350 amino acids)
Cellular component (GO): plasma membrane
Molecular function (GO): transmembrane transporter activity
Source: RefSeq, a predicted model, not a curated record
CUCAUCACUGAUCAUCAGUCACUAGCUAACUUUUCACAUCAGACGCUUAUUAGUUUUAGAACAAGCUCAACAUGUCUAAGGGGUCCAUGGCUGAGAUGCUCAAUUGGGCGAUGCCGUUCAUGGCUGUCACCUUCAUGCAAUUUGGGUUCGCAGGCAUGUCCAUAAUUUCAAAGUUUGCUCUAAACCAUGGGAUGAGCCCGCAUGUCUUGGUAGUCUAUCGACAUGCUGUGGCCAGUGUUUUUAUAGCUCCUUUUGCCAUUGUCUUCGAUAGGAAAGUAAGGCCAAAGAUGACCUUAUCAAUUUUCACCAAGAUUGUGUUGCUUGGCCUAUUAGAGCCUGUACUUGACCAGAACUUGUUCUAUACCGGGAUGAAGCUUACAACUGCAACUUUUACAUCUGCCAUGUGCAAUGUUCUUCCUGCUUUUGCAUUCAUAAUGGCUUGGAUUUUCAGGAUUGAGAAGAUUAACUUGAGAAGCCUGCAUAGCCUUGCAAAGAUAUUGGGGACCAUAGUGACUGUGGGAGGAGCCAUGCUUAUGACUCUAAUCAAUGGACCCAAGUUGAAUUUUCCGUGGACAAGAAGAAAUAUCCAUCAAGAAUCUACAGUUUCCACAGUUCAUCAAGAUCCCAUAAAGGGAGCUAUCAUGAUUGCAGCUGGAUGUUUCUGCUGGGCUGGUUUCAUGAUUCUCCAAGCGAUUACUCUAAAUUCAUACCCUGCUGAGCUAUCCCUAGCAACUUGGAUAUGCUUGGCGGGCACGGUUCAAGGAACUGCGGUGGCCCUAGCUUUCGAAUGGAAUAACCCCAUAGCUUGGUCCAUACACUUUGAUUUUAAGCUUUUAGCUGCUGUUUACAGUGGAAUAAUAUGUUCAGGGAUCGCUUAUUACAUUCAGGGAGUGGUAAUGAAGGAAAGAGGACCUGUUUUUGUGACUGCUUUUAGUCCUCUAAGCAUGAUUAUUGUAGCCGUUAUGAGCUCCUUCAUAUUAGCUGAGAUCAUGUACUUGGGAAGAGUAAUUGGAGCAAUGGUCAUUGUGAUUGGCCUCUAUAUGGUUCUAUGGGGAAAAAGCAAGGAUCAACUUCCAUCUGAAUCAGAAAAAGAUGAUAACAUGGAAUUGGCUACAAAUGUUUAACAAAAGCUAUAUUCAUGAAGAGGACGCUGACUUCGGAUAUUUGUGGUCAUUGAUGUCACUAAUAUGAAGCUGAUAUAUCUAAAGUAGGAAAAGCAAAAUAUAUAAUAACUACUUGCAAUUUAAAU